Leishmania braziliensis MHOM/BR/75/M2904 is the source of this 327-nucleotide messenger RNA. RefSeq lists its product as hypothetical. Bases 1 to 327 code for a protein of 108 amino acids. NCBI's taxonomy places the organism in Eukaryota, Euglenozoa, Kinetoplastea, Trypanosomatida, Trypanosomatidae. The transcript has a single exon. The record is from RefSeq and is a predicted model, not a curated record.
AUGGGAGGCAAGGCGAAGCCAACGAAGCACUCAGCCGCUGAGACGGCACGCAAGAACCACUUGGCGACCACAAACAUGGGUGGUGGCUCGGCUGGUCUGGCGGAUCGCAAGGGCGGUGCUGCUGGCCACUCGAAGUUCAUCUGCAAGGUGUGCAUGGCACAGGCUCCCGAUCUCAAGUCCAUGCGCAUCCACUUCGAGUCGAGGCAUCCGCAUGAGACCUUUAGUGAGGCCGACUUCGAGGAUCUGCACGAGAAGUACGGUGGGUCGACGAAGGGGAUUGCGGUGCACGGCAGCCUAAAGAAGGACAAGAACAGGAAGGAUGAGUAG